AUGCAAAAGGUCAUCCAACGGACGGCCACGGCCAGGAAGCAGGCCCAGAAGAAAAUCUUCCGGGCCUCACGACGAGACCAAUUGGCGGACCGCAAAGACAACAUCCGCGUGCGAAGGGACUACAACAAGGCGAUGAUCGAUAGCAUCAACGCCGCCCGGACUGCUCGCUGGGAGGACUGGCAGAAGGGUGCUAUUGCCCCGAAGCGAGACUCGGGCCCCGAGGCGCACACCUUUGGUGCCGUGGACUCUGCGUUGAUUCACCCCCCGGCCAUCCCCAAGGGCCAACGCCGCAAGCACAUUCUUUUUGCCGCGGGAGACCGAGUCUGCGUGGUUCGGGGCCGGGAGGCUGGGAAGAUCAAUGAAAUCACCCAGGUUAAUGAGGAGAGUGAGACUGUUUUGAUCAAGGAUGUUAACACGGUCGACAUCAAAGUCCCCGAAUGGGCCAAACACUCGAUGGGAAUCAAGACCGACGUCCUCGCACAAACGCUGCCGAUACCCAUGGACGACAUUCGUCAUGUCAUUGCCUUGAGCCAAGAGUCCGAAAAUGGAAUCUCAACCACACGCGACCACAUUGUUCAACACGCCUACGCUGGGUAUCCUCACGUCGAGCGACCCGCUUGGAGCAAACUUCCGCGCUUCACUCGCUAUAUCUCCGGUAUUGACGUCGAGAUCCCCUGGCCCACCGAGUCGGCGCCAGAAGUGAAGGACGGCGAAUAUGAUACAUUGCGAUACGAAGUCGACCAAGAGACCUGGGUUCCGUCGUUGGAUAACGCGCCUUUCCCAUCCAGUGUCCUGGACGAACUCCGAAACAAGUACUCUCGAUUCCGUACACGCCACGACCCUGAGUAUGUGAAGGAGAAGGUCAUGGAGGAAUACCGCCAGCAAUAUCUGGCCAGCCAGUCCCUGCUGACUCCACCUGGGGAGCGCAAGGAGUUUGCGAUCGCGAAGAGCAAGGCCGCGAAGCAGGAGAAGAUGGAUGCCAAUGGCAACAUGCUUAUGGACGAUGAGACGCGCACCUUCAUCAACCGGUUUAUGCAGACUAGCCUGGGCGAGCAACCGCGAAAAGCUGGCAAGGCCAAGAAAGCGGCGGGCAAAGCUCCGCAGACCGCUUGA
Penicillium argentinense is the source of this 1113-nucleotide messenger RNA. RefSeq names its product mitochondrial 54S ribosomal protein uL24m. Gene Ontology annotation, biological process: translation. Lineage: Eukaryota; Fungi; Ascomycota; Eurotiomycetes; Eurotiales; Aspergillaceae. The record is from RefSeq and is a predicted model, not a curated record. Gene Ontology annotation, molecular function: RNA binding; structural constituent of ribosome. The transcript has 2 exons. Gene Ontology annotation, cellular component: ribosome; mitochondrion. The coding region runs from base 1 to 1113 and encodes 370 amino acids.